AUGGUGGCCGGCUCUAGGUCGUCAUUGAGGCGUCCUACAUUACGAGGUCACAAGUCAACAAGGUCAAGCAGUCUGCCCAACAAUGACACGCCACCUCUACUUCCGCAGUCAGGCGAGAGUGGGAAUGCGCAUCGAACCAAACGCGCCCGCACCUCUACCAUUCCCGGACAGGAACAGGAUCUGAAAAGACGUCGUCUAUCGACUCACAAGAGCGAGGUACCGCAAUUACGUAUACCGUUACGAAGUCGAGGGGGUGUACCUAAGGUCGUCUCACCACCCUCGGGCGCGCCUCCGAAUGCGUCGCCGCCGAAGCUCCCUAUAAACACAUCACCGACCACGAAGCCCCUGGACUCGCCCAGCGGCAAACCACAAUAUGACCAGAUCAAGAUUAUUGAAGAAAAGGCCAAGGCCUCGAUUCGAGAGGGGUCGUUGUCUGCGGCUCAGGCUGAAAGACGAAAGCUGCGCUCUGAAGAUGGAGGGUCUCGUGCUAAGACAGAGCUCGCACAAUAUUUCCCGGACUUCGAGGAAAUGCUCAGCUUGAAGCCUCCUGAUCCUGUAGAAGUCUUGACGGUACAAUCAAAAAUCGUUCUGAUUGACGAUACCCCCGACUUCAAACCAGCCCCCCCGAGACCCGACCCGUUCGGCACACACAAACCGCUUCAUAAUACCGAGGUUAUCCAGCUCAAUCGUCGUGGCAUCUCAACAGGUAUAGCCUCUCAUGACCCUUUGGACGACGAGGUAUAUUCGAAGAUACACGCAAAAGCCGAGAGGCAUGAAAAACAGAUGAAAAACGGUGACAGAGAGCGAGCACAACAUGAAAAGUACCAGCUCGAAAAAUUGCUGGAUGAUCUGCGUGGUCCUGACUGGCUGAAAACUCUGGGAAUAAGUGGCGUGACUGACACCGAGAAGAAACGAUAUGAACCUAAGCGAUUACUGUUCAUACGAGAAACUCAGGGGUUGAUUGAUAAAUUUAAACGGUGGAAGGAAGAAGAAAAGCGCAGGAAGCUGGAGAGAGAGCAGGCGCUCCUAGAAGAGGCUAUGGAAGAUGAGGAGGAUGCUACAAGUUGGUUGUCGGACGAGUUGGAGAGCGCUGAUAGCGAGUCAUCUCUGGCUCCCAACUCUAGCGAGCUCGAUGCGCUUGCUUCCCAACAACUCAUUGAGGAAGCGAAGAAUGCCAACACACGGAAGAAGUCUGCCCUGGAGGUCACAGAGGUCACAGAACUACCUGCCUCCAAGCCUUUUGUUUCGUUCUUCGAGAAAAAGCAUCUUCGAGAUGCCGCUGUCGCCGGCCGCCAGAGGGGACGCACAAUCUCAGCCUUUGGUCGACCUGUGCCGGAGUUUACAGAGCAGGAGUUCGAGCUGCCACACGACGUUCUCACAGAAGAGGCUAUCAGAGCAAGCCAACGAUCCCGCAGGCGACUUCGCCGAGGAGUGGAUGAUUGA
Capronia epimyces CBS 606.96 is the source of this 1443-nucleotide messenger RNA. RefSeq lists its product as uncharacterized. Lineage: Eukaryota; Fungi; Ascomycota; Eurotiomycetes; Chaetothyriales; Herpotrichiellaceae. The coding region runs from base 1 to 1443 and encodes 480 amino acids. The record is from RefSeq and is a predicted model, not a curated record. The transcript has 2 exons. Gene Ontology annotation, molecular function: histone acetyltransferase activity. Gene Ontology annotation, cellular component: SAS acetyltransferase complex.